UUCAGCAGAAUCAGUGAAGUGGAAAAUGUAAAGCAAUGAUAUUGUGGACUUUUGUCCCCACUCUGUAGUACGAUUCUGCAUUGAUUUUUUGUUCUCUCUCUAGAACGAAUUGCUCUUUUCCAUGAGGGACAUUGAGUAAAUACCGACUCACAAAGUACACAAUAAUCUCUCUGCCUGGGCCACGGUGGGUAGGUAAAGCAGACAGAGAGGUGUCGAUCGUACGCCCUGGUUGGACUCUGGACUCUGGAUACUUGGGUUUCUUUUGACAAGAAUGGCGGGGGCACGAUGGAAAAAAGUUGGACUUGUCAUGUCAUUUGCGACAAUGAUUAGCGAGGAGGCAGCUGCUACUCAUACAGAGGUUGUCAUAGAUGACAUAGAGAAUUCAGAUGAGUUGAUAGCACCAGUUAACAGAGCUAUCCAAGAUGGCAAAGGUCAGCAGGAGUUUGGGGAGCAUCUCAAAGCUCGCAUCGCGGACCAUGACAGGGACAUCGAGAGGAUGUGUAACUUCCAUUACCAGGGGUUCGUAGACAGUGUCGGUGAGCUUCUACAUGUCAGGGCACACGCAAAGAAACUCAAGGAUGGGGUGCUACAAACCAACCAAUCGUUGCAGAAGUCUGGUAAUCCGGUCAUUGAGAAGGCAGAAGAGUUACAUACAACAAGAACUACGUUACGGAACAUCACUGCAACGGUCGAUCAUCUUCAAACAUGCCUGCCAGUUCUGGAGAUGUACUGCAAACUGAAUGAUCAAAUAGAAAGCAAGAGGUACUAUCCUGCCCUGAAGACCUUAGAGCAGCUUGAACACACCUACCUGCCGAGGGUGAGGCGGUAUCGCUUCUGCGAGCGUAUGGCAGACAACAUUCCUAUGAUCAGACAAAACAUCAAGGAGGCUUCCAUGAGUGAUCUGAAAGACUUCCUGGAGAGCAUCCGCAAGCAUUCAGACUGGAUCGGGGAGGAGGCCAUGAAGCAGGUUCAGAAGAGAAGUGCACUUGAGACGUCAGCCUUCAGUAGAGCUAGACAUCGGACUGUCAAGGCCGAGUCACCGCUCACCGAAGCUGACAAGGAUUCAGUGGGAGACUUCAUGUUUGAGGAAGAAGAAGUUGUGUUACAGGAUUUGAAGGCGCGGGCAGAAUUCGCAAAGUACGCUGCGCGGCCACGAAGGCUGGCCUCGCGGCGGAUUACAUUCGAUUUUGAGGUGAGCCCGCAGGACAAGGUUGACUUCUCUCCGGUUUACCGUUGUCUACACAUCUACUCUGUGCUUGGUGAGAGAGAAGUGUUUGAGAGUUACUACCGCAAGCAGAGAACGAAGCAGUCCAAACUUGCCAUCCAACCUCAGGGUAACACGUAUGAUUCGUUAGAUCACUACAAGAAGUACUUUCAUCAGAUACUAGGGUUCUUUGUUCUAGAAGACCAUGUAUUAAGUACUACAGAGGGCUUAGUUACAAGAGAAUACCUAGAUGAUCUAUGGAACACCGCAUUAUCAAAGAUUGGAAGCACACUAAGAAAUAAUUCAGCAAUAUGCACUGAUGCAACACUGUUACUACACAUCAAGAACCUGGUAGUCCUCUUUGUACAGACAGUAAAUAGCUAUGGAUUCAACACCACAACUCUAACCGAGUUCCUUCUGGAUCUCAAGGAUCAAUACAAUGAAAUCCUCAUGAAGAAAUGGGUCCAAGUCUUCAGGGAUAUAUUUGAUGAGGAUAACUACACUGCUAUGGCAGUGAACUCUGAGGCAGAGUACCUUGACCUUAUCAGGUCAUUCCCAUUCAGAGACGAGAAGAUUGAUAAGGCACCAUACCCACGCAGGCUGCCAUUCUCAGAGUUUGUCCCCAAGGUCUACAGACAGAUCAAGGAGUUUAUCUAUGCAUGUCAUAAGUUCUCUCAAGAUCUUCACCUGACACAGACAGAGAGAGAUGAUAUGAUCAGGAAAUCAACCAACGUUCUCCUCACCAGGACACUCAGCGGAUGCCUCAAUGCUCUUAUACGAAAGAGAUGUCUCGGGCUCACAGAGCUGGUUCAAGUCACUGUGAAUACCAUCCACCUAGAGAAUGCUUGUAAAUAUCUGGAGGACUUCAUCUCAAAUAUCACAGGGACAACGGGAGACAACAUUCAUGCAGCUGGUCUGCAAAGCACCAAUAUCUUCAGAGAUGCCAGGAGUGAAGCAGAGCUCGAGAUCUACAGGAGACUCAAUGAGAAGGUGGAUGAGUUCUUGGAGCUGGCCACCUAUGACUGGUCAUUGGAUGAAUCCGCAGGGAGAGCUAGUGGCUACAUCAUUGACAUCAUCCGCUUCUUGGAAGGCAGCUUCAAGGCAUUCAAUCAUCUACCGUGUGGUAUGAGGGUUCCUGCUCCCACUAGUAAGAGAAGUGACACGUCAUGUAUUUUGGAUUUUGUGGGGAAGGUAGCACAGACAGCAUGCAUGUCCACCUGUAAGCACUUGGCUUCUUCGCUCAUGUACUUCUUACUGGACUCCAACACCAGGUUUGUUUCCAUGGGGGCCAUUCAGCAGUUCAGCCUUGACGUCAUUCAAUGUGAACAGUUUGCCAAUUCUGAGCCCGUUCCUGGUUUCCGUGACGGAGCUCUUCAAAUGGUAUUCUUAGAGCUCCGGCAACUGCUUGAUCUCUUCAUGGCUUGGGACUGGUCAUCUUACUUUGCUGACUAUGGUCAGUCUACGGGAAAAUACUACAGAGUCAAUGCUCAGACUGCCAUUAACGUCUUAGAGAAAAUGCGAGAUACAGACAAGAAGAAAAACCUCUUCACAACAUUCAAGAAGAACGAGAGAGAUCGCAAGAAGCUCAUGGACACUGUCCUGAAGCAGCUCAAAGCUCUGGCGCCCUCUAUCAACAACAAGUAGGCAUGCACAAGGUCAAAGGUGAAGUCCUCCCGAUGCAUUCCUGCCGUGCAUGCAAUCGAUCAGGAUCGCAAAGAGAAGUAAGA
Molecule: messenger RNA, 2931 nt
Organism: Strongylocentrotus purpuratus (purple sea urchin)
Lineage: Eukaryota; Metazoa; Echinodermata; Echinoidea; Camarodonta; Strongylocentrotidae
Product: exocyst complex component 6B
Exons: 22
Coding region: 272-2848 (858 amino acids)
Biological process (GO): Golgi to plasma membrane transport; exocytosis; intracellular protein transport
Cellular component (GO): exocyst; membrane
Source: RefSeq, a predicted model, not a curated record